GCGUUUCCUUUCCUUGCUCACUCCAUUUGGUUUUUCUGGGUACCUACUGCCGCCCUCACCAGCUGCCACCUUUUGGUUCGCAACACUACCAAUCAACACUCUUUUAUAUAACAAGCCCCUCCCCACCCCGCUACCUCGCCUGACUUCAAGUUGUGCCUCUCCUAUCUCACAUUCAAGGCCCUCUGGUCAGGGCCCUUGAGUGUUUGAUCACUGAGAAAGCAAAGAGAAGUAUUAGACCAAUGGGGCUUACUGCAGUGUUUGUGGCUUGCAGUUUUCUGGCCAUAUUGAUUUCUUCUCCAACAAAUGCACAAACUGCCCCUGCACCACUUCUGCCUCCAUCUCCAGCACCUGCCCCUGCCCCACACUUCGUGAACCUUGCCGACCUGCUCUCUGUUGCUGGUCCUUUCCAUACCUUCCUCAACUAUCUUGAAAAAACUCAAGUCAUCCAAACCUUCCAAAACCAAGCAAACAAUACCCAACAAGGCAUCACCAUCUUUGUCCCAAAGGACUCAGCCUUCUCAUCACUUAAAAAGACCACCUUCUCCAACCUUACCCAAGACCAACUCAAGACCCUCCUCCUCUACCAUGCCUUCCCCCAGUACUACUCCCUGUCUGAUUUCAAAAACCUUAGUGCUUUGAACCCUGUGAACACAUUUGCGGGUGGAUCUUAUACUCUGAACCUCACUGACACCUCAGGGGUUAUUCAUGUCGCUUCUACCUGGUCGAAACCAGAGAUUACCAGCAGUGUGUACUCAACUGCGCCUGUCGCCAUUUAUGAGGUUGACAAGGUUCUGCUUCCAAUGGCAAUCUUCAGAACUGAGCCACCACUAGCACCAGCUCCGGCCCCAGCUCCAGAGACUAAAAAGCCAUCAGAUUUAGCUCCGACGAGCGGUGGUGGAAUCAGGUCUGCUCCCAAAUCAUCCGAGUCGUCAACCACUGAAAGUUCUGCUCACAACAUCUGCAUUAGCCUUUUCGGUUACUUGGUUAUGGCACUUUCCAGUGGCUUGAUGCUUAUUUUGUGAGAAGGAUCCUGAUACACAAGUGCCUUGGGUUAUAGCAAAAGGACAUUCAGUGCUCUGGCUGUGGCUCCAUCUUCUUUCAUGUUCAUUCUUUUCUACAGAGUAGUUAUGUUGUUGAAAUGGGAUUUCAGAUAUGUAAUAUGCUAAAGUUACUAUUGUUUCAUUUUGUUUUAUUUUAUUUUAUUUUUUUGUUUUUAUGUAAUGAUAUGGAAGAGAUUUUCUUAAUUGCCUCUGAUUUGAGACUUGUGUCA
Messenger RNA from Elaeis guineensis (African oil palm), 1270 nucleotides. RefSeq names its product fasciclin-like arabinogalactan protein 7. The record is from RefSeq and is a predicted model, not a curated record. Gene Ontology annotation, biological process: plant-type secondary cell wall biogenesis. Gene Ontology annotation, cellular component: plasma membrane. NCBI's taxonomy places the organism in Eukaryota, Viridiplantae, Streptophyta, Magnoliopsida, Arecales, Arecaceae.